GGUUUAUCGUUUAUUACAUAUACCCCGUCGGUGUGCGCAGCCCAGUCAUUCCCUUUUCAGGCCAUUGACCUAUACCCUAUCACAGAUGGCCUCACUGGCGACCAUUUUACAAGCCGUUCGCGUGCGAUACUCGCUCCCGCCCGACGAGGUAUUCCAAUCGGUGGCUGCGUCGGUGGAACAGCACAUGGCGGCGUAUGACGCCUCUCAUGACUUUCACCAUGUCCUCCGUGUGACGGCGCUCUCCCAGACCAUUCUCAUGGGGGAGUCGGGGGCUCACGAUCCCACCGCGGUGCUUCUCGCAGCACUCCUCCACGAUGUCACCGACAAGAAGUACACGCGUACCGAAGAUGGGUCGAAGCUGGCGGAGAUACUCGCGAGCGCGAACGUCUCGCCUAGUCUGUCAGCGCGCGUCGUCGAGAUCGUCAACAACGUCUCGUACUCGACUGAGAUGCGCAACCCAGACCGGACACGGCAGGUGCUGGCCCAGCAUCCGGAGCUCGGUAUCGUGCAAGACGCGGACCGGCUGGAUGCCAUCGGGGCAGUUGGCAUUGGACGGGCGUUCACUUUUGGUGCAGCAAAGAUGCCGGAGUCCAGUAUGCAGCGCUCUCGUGAGCACAUCAGCGAGAAGCUGGUGAAGCUGGAGGGCCUGAUGAAGACAGAGACUGGUCGACAGAUGGCCAGAGCGCGCACCGAGAGACUGGAGUUGUUCUCCCAGUGGUGGGAUGAGGAGUGCGCUCUCUAGUCAUUUAUAUAUAGUUUUGUUUACUCGUUGUCUCUGGACGAUCAACUAAAUACGGUUUAGAUGGCUACAGUCAAAUGGAAUCAAAUUUGCCAAAGG
Molecule: messenger RNA, 838 nt
Organism: Aspergillus candidus
Lineage: Eukaryota; Fungi; Ascomycota; Eurotiomycetes; Eurotiales; Aspergillaceae
Product: HD domain-containing protein
Exons: 2
Coding region: 86-742 (218 amino acids)
Source: RefSeq, a predicted model, not a curated record